Molecule: messenger RNA, 1749 nt
Organism: Brassica oleracea var. oleracea
Lineage: Eukaryota; Viridiplantae; Streptophyta; Magnoliopsida; Brassicales; Brassicaceae
Product: threonine synthase 1, chloroplastic-like
Exons: 1
Coding region: 68-1639 (523 amino acids)
Biological process (GO): L-cysteine biosynthetic process
Cellular component (GO): cytoplasm
Molecular function (GO): pyridoxal phosphate binding; threonine synthase activity
Source: RefSeq, a predicted model, not a curated record
CUCUCUCUCUCCCUCUCCCUCUCCCUCUCGCAGCCGCAAAAUCUCACAUCGCUUUCUCUCUCUAGAAAUGGCUUCCUCUUCUCUCUUCAAUGCCUCUCUCUCUUCCCUAAACCCUAAUCAACACCCCAUCCGCCGCCACCCCUCUCCCUCCCUCCUCCGCCACCGCCCCGUCGCCGUUUCCUGUGCCGACAACAACACCACUCCGAUCGAGACAUCCGUCAAACCUCCACGCCGCACCGAGAACACCAUCCGCGACGACGCUCGCCUCCACCGCUCCACCGCCGUGAACCCCUUCUCCGCCAGAUACGUCCCCUUCAACGCUCCCCCGAACUCCGCCGAGCACUACUCCCUCGACGAGAUCGUCUACCGCAGCCGCUCCGGCGGCCUCCUCGACGUCGAGCACGACAUGGACGCUCUCAAACAUUUCGACGGAGCCUACUGGCGCGACCUCUUCGAUUCGCGCGUCGGCAAGAGCACGUGGCCGUACGGAUCGGGAGUCUGGUCCAAGAAGGAGUGGGUCCUACCCGAGAUCGACGACGACGACAUCGUUUCGGCAUUCGAAGGUAACUCGAAUCUCUUCUGGGCGGAGAGGUUCGGGAAACAGUUUCUCGAAAUGAACGAUCUUUGGGUGAAACACUGUGGGAUUAGUCAUACCGGAAGCUUUAAGGAUCUUGGUAUGACUGUUUUGGUUAGUCAAGUGAACCGGUUAAGGAAAAUGAACCGGCCUGUUGUUGGUGUUGGGUGUGCUUCCACUGGAGACACGUCAGCUGCUUUAUCAGCUUACUGUGCUGCCGCUGGGAUACCGUCGAUCGUGUUCUUGCCGGCGAAUAAGAUCUCUAUGGCUCAGCUUGUUCAGCCGAUAGCUAACGGCGCGUUUGUGUUGAGCAUUGAUACUGACUUUGACGGGUGUAUGAAGUUGAUUAGGGAGGUGACUUCGGAGCUGCCUAUUUACUUGGCGAACUCUUUGAAUAGUUUGAGGUUAGAAGGGCAGAAGACUGCUGCGAUUGAGAUUUUGCAGCAGUUUGAUUGGCAACCUCCGGAGUGGGUGAUUGUUCCCGGUGGCAACCUUGGGAACAUCUAUGCUUUCUACAAAGGGUUCAAGAUGUGUCAAGAGCUGGGGCUUGUUGAUAGGAUACCGAGGCUGGUGUGUGCGCAGGCGGCUAAUGCUAACCCUCUUUACUUGCAUUACAAGUCUGGCUGGAAGGACUUCAAGCCCAUGACUGCAAGUACCACUUUUGCGUCCGCGAUUCAGAUUGGUGACCCUGUGUCGAUCGAUAGAGCUGUGUAUGCGCUGAAGCAGUGUGAUGGGAUUGUGGAGGAGGCGACGGAGGAGGAGCUGAUGGAUGCUAUGGCGCAGGCGGAUUCUACUGGGAUGUUUAUUUGUCCGCACACGGGUGUGGCGCUGACUGCUUUGUUUAAGCUGAGGAAGCAAGGAGUGAUUGCGCCCACGGAUAGGACCGUGGUUGUGAGUACUGCUCAUGGGUUGAAGUUUACUCAGUCGAAGGUGGAUUAUCACUCGAAGGCGAUUCCUGAUAUGGCUUGCAGAUUCUCUAACCCUCCUGUUGAGGUGAAAGCUGAUUUUGGAGCUGUCAUGGAUGUUCUCAAGAGUUACUUAGGAAGUCAAAAACUUAGGCCCUAAGAAUCAGACCUUUGUAUGUUAUUUUUAUCUGUUUUUCAGUUUUGUAAUAAGUUCUAAACGUGAAGUUUGAACAAACAAAUAGCUGUUGCAAGAUUACAUUGUUACAACUA